AUGAACAUCGACAGUGUGCUCGUCACUGUGGGCAUGGGCCGUUACCAGUUCGCGGGCUGCGUGCUUUUUGGCCUCAUGAUCAUGUAUUCGAACGUGUCUCCGGUUACCUACGUCUUCACCGCCGGUGAUUUGAAAUACAGGUGUAUGGUACCGGGAUGUGACUCCCCAGACCCGGCCGAACGGACUUACGAUCCGGAAUGGUUGCGGUUCACGACGCCAUUCCGGGAAGACACAGGACUUCCGCGCAAGUGUCAGCGGUAUUCCAGGAAUCCGACCAAUGGUACGAGAUGCGCGCCUGGAGACUUCGAUAGCAACGCGUCGGAAUUGUGCCAUGACGAAUGGGUGUUCGAAGACAUCGAGAACACCAUCGGCACGGAGUUUGGACUCAUGUGCGAGGAACAAAAAUGGAAGCUGUCGAUGGUGGGCACGGUCAACAACUUCGGUCAGUUUAUCGGCAUACCCGUGACUGGAAUCAUUGCUGACAAAUUUGGUCGAAAGUUUGCUAUGGUAUUUUGUGCUGUUACAUCGGCCAUAAUAUCUAUCAUUCAGUCGUUUUCGGUCAAUUACCAGAUGUUCUUGGUUUUGGAAUUGUUGACAUCCAUCGUUUCUAGCGGUGUUUAUACAGUCACCUUCGUAUUAGCGAUGGAGUUGGUGCUUCCUAAUCACCGAGUACUAUACUAUUCGAUUCUGGAAUGUUUCUAUCCCAUUGGUGCCAUAUUGGUGGCUUUUAUCGCCAGCAUAGUGAAAGACUGGAGGCUUUUGUUGCAGAUAUCCAACAUCCCGGGCUUGCUGUUCUUGUCAUACUUUUGGCUAACAGAAGAAUCAAUGAGGUGGUUGGAAAUGCAAGGCAAACACGACAGAGUGAUCGACGUGCUCAAGAGAAUAGCUGGUAUUAAUAGAAAGUCUUUACCUGUACUAAGUCCUAACGCACAAAUAGAGACGACAAAUUACGACGACGAUAACGACGCGAAAUACGUUAAUAUCCUAAAAGACGUGAUCGGCUCACCAACAAUAUUAUUUAGAUUGAUCAGAUGUUCACUCGUGUGGAUAGCGAUAACUCUGGUAUACUACGGGCUGACAAUAAGCGCGGCUGACAUCGCCGGCGACAAGUAUCUGAACUUCUCGUUGGCAUCGUUCGUCGAGAUUCCUGCCUGCCUGUUGAACUGGUUAAUUAUGGAAGGGUUUUCCCGAAAAAUGUCGUUGUCCUGCAUGUUCAUCUUGAGUGGUUUCACCAGUGUCCUGUACAACUUAGUGCCGGACUCAUUCCUUCUAAUUAAGUUAUCGAUAUUCUUGAUCAGUAAGCUCGCAAUAUCCGUCGCAUUUUGCGUCAUCUACAUGCUGACGGUGGAGAUAUUCCCAACCAGAAUGCGAGCGACCCUGUUAUCCGUGUGCUCUAUGAUCGGUCGGGUCGGAUCCAUGUUGGCGCCACAGGCCACGCUGCUGGCUGAAUACUUUGGCAGUUACGUGACCAUGCUUGUGUUUGGUGUGACGGCGCUUGUGGCCGCCGGGAUCACCAUGACUCUUCCGGAAAGCAAAAACAUCAAGUUGCCCGACACCAUCGUCGAAGCCGAACGGAUCGGGAUCGACCGCCUGCUACCAGAAAACAUCGAAAACUCUUAG
This is a messenger RNA of Macrosiphum euphorbiae (potato aphid), 1620 nucleotides long. NCBI's taxonomy places the organism in Eukaryota, Metazoa, Arthropoda, Insecta, Hemiptera, Aphididae. The record is from the annotation of a GenBank genome assembly.